CUCUAGCUUUUUCUACCACCAGAGUUGCUAUAUAUAGCCCCCUCUAUCUCUCCUUGAGAUUAUCAAAUUCAGUUGCUUGCUUCUCUCUGUGGGCUAUAUAGCUGGGAAGUUUCAGCGCAGAGACAAAUGGGGGAGAACGUUGCCACCAAGAACCAUCACCAGCUACACCACCAAGCUUCUGGUCUCUCCAUAGACAUGAUUCCUCAAGGUGGUUCGAAAUGUUUUGAUGACGAUGGUCGUCUCAAGCGAACAGGAACUGUAUGGACUGCAAGUGCCCAUAUCAUAACAGCUGUGAUAGGCUCUGGUGUUCUAUCUUUGGCAUGGGCUAUAGCUCAGUUGGGGUGGAUUGCUGGUCCUGCUGUGAUGUUCCUCUUCUCCUUUGUGAUUUACUAUACUUCGUCCCUCCUCGCCGAUUGUUACAGGUCGGGUGAUCAAGAUUCGGGCAAACGAAACUACACUUAUAUGGAUGCUGUUCGAUCCAACCUCGGUGGAGUUAAGGUCAAGAUUUGUGGUUUAAUUCAGUACCUGAACCUUUUUGGUGUCGCUAUCGGAUACACUAUAGCAGCAUCUAUAAGCAUGACGGCUAUUAAGAGGUCUAAUUGCUUCCAUGAGGAAGGAGAUAAUAGCUCAUGUCACAUAUCAAGCAACCCAUACAUGAUCAUAUUUGGAGUUACUGAGAUUCUCUUCUCCCAGAUCCCAGACUUUGAUCAGAUAUGGUGGCUCUCCAUUGUUGCAGCUGUUAUGUCCUUCACUUACUCUACAAUUGGUCUUGGACUUGGAAUUGCUCAAGUUGCAGUGCAUAAGAAAUUCAAGGGAAGUCUCACCGGAAUAAGCAUCGGCGCAGUCACUGAGACUCAGAAGAUAUGGAGAAGUUUCCAAGCUCUGGGAGACAUCGCCUUCGCUUACUCUUACUCUAUCAUCCUCAUUGAAAUCCAAGACACAGUCAAAUCUCCACCAUCGGAAGCAAAGACAAUGAAGAAAGCAACCCUUUUGAGCGUUGCAGUGACGACUUUGUUCUACAUGCUCUGUGGCUGCAUGGGUUACGCAGCAUUCGGUGACUUCGCACCUGGAAACCUCCUCACAGGUUUCGGAUUCUACAACCCAUUUUGGCUUCUGGACAUCGCUAAUGCCGCCAUUGUAAUCCACUUGGUUGGAGCUUACCAAGUUUAUUGCCAACCCCUGUUCGCAUUCAUCGAGAAAUGGGUAGCAAACAGGUGGCCCGAGAGCAAAUUCAUCACAAAAGAUAUCAAAGUACCAAUUCCAGGCUACAGACCUUACAAUCUAAACCUCUUCAGACUGAUAUGGAGGACUCUGUUCGUCAUCUUAACCACAAUCAUUUCUAUGCUUCUUCCCUUCUUCAAUGACGUAGUUGGGAUCCUUGGAGCUUUUGGGUUUUGGCCACUCACAGUAUACUUCCCAAUUGAGAUGUAUGUGUCUCACAAGAAGAUACCCAAAUGGAGUUCUCAAUGGAUUUGUCUGCAAAUCCUUAGCUUUGCUUGUCUCGUCGUCUCCAUUGCUGCUGCUGCUGGUUCAAUUGCAGGGGUUGUGACGGAUCUCAAGGUGUACAAGCCAUUCAAGACCACUUAUUAAUCUCAACUUCAAAGGCAAGAAUUAGAGAAAUUCUAAACUUGUUCGAAUCCAUCACUGCUGCUACUGUCCAUAAACAUCCUAAAAGUGGUGGUGAUUUUCCUUGGAAUUUUUACUUUUUUUUUUUUUUUUUUCUGUUGUAUUACCGUGUACGAUUCAACAAAUGAGAAGAGCCCGGAACCUUGUUUGGUUGCGUGGAAUUCAAAGAAUGAAAAUCUCUCUUUAGGAUUAUAAACUGCAAGAAAAUCAAUUUCUCUUUUUCGGUUUAAA
Macadamia integrifolia is the source of this 1857-nucleotide messenger RNA. RefSeq names its product amino acid permease 3-like. The record is from RefSeq and is a predicted model, not a curated record. NCBI's taxonomy places the organism in Eukaryota, Viridiplantae, Streptophyta, Magnoliopsida, Proteales, Proteaceae. The transcript is spliced from 5 exons. Bases 127 to 1590 code for a protein of 487 amino acids. Gene Ontology annotation, cellular component: plasma membrane.